UUGGAUGAAGUUGGACGAGGAUCUUGGUCCCGAUCGUGGGGACGACAACUUCCACACAGAUGAUGAAGAAAACCAAGCUCACAGGUCUUGUGAGCAAUAUGAAGCCGAUACCGAAUCCGAUAUCGUUAGAGCUCCCUCAAGAAAUCUGUCCCAAAACUCCAUUGAUGUUAAUACUUAUGCAUGGCCUCAAAGCUACUGGCAAUCGAUUGACAUGUACACAAGUGUGACGCCUCCUUCCCUGGGGUUCCUAGGCGCGGCGAGUUUGAAUUCUUUGUCUACACUUGACAAGCGGCACUCAAUAUCUGAUUCUGAUUCAAGCACCACAAGGCUACUCAUUUCUCAAACCAGUUCGGACAAAGAAGUGCCCCCCUCACCUUCCCAAGUUGCCAAAUUCUCCAUCUACUCUUCCUGCGCCUCAAAAGGCUCCCUCCCUGAAUUGCCCCCACCCAAGGAACGCUGCUGUUCAUUUUCCCAAGCUGUACUCAACGGAACCAAUGUUCUAUGUGGGAUAGGACUUCUUACAACCCCAUAUGCAAUAAAAGAAGGAGGGUGGUUGAGCCUCAUACUGCUUGCUUUAUAUGGUGUCAUCUGUUGCUAUACUGGAAUUUUGUUGAAGAGAUGCUUAGAAAGCUGUCCCGGUCUCCGAACCUACCCGGAUAUUGGCCAGGCUGCUUUUGGCUCUACUGGUCGUUUUUUCUUAUCUGGUGCUUGUGUGGAGUUUUUGACCAUGAUGAGUGAUAACUUGGCCUCAGUAUUCCCAGACACCCAAAUGACACUUGGUGGAAUCCAUCUUGAUAGCCAUCAUAUCUUUGGCAUCACAGCAACUCUUGUAAUUCUUCCAACUGUAUGGCUUCAAAACCUUAGUUUGCUCUCUUACCUCUCAGUUGGAGGAGUGCUUGCAUCAAUCCUUGUGGCCCUUUGCUUGCUGUGGGUUGGGGUGGUGAACCAAGUUGGAUUUCAUCACAGAGGACCAGCCUUAAACCUUUCAGAUAUAUCUGUCACAAUUGGUAUCUAUGGCUUUGGCUUCGCCGGCCAUUCGGUCUUCCCAAAUAUCUAUACCUCCAUGAAAGAACCAUCACAAUUUUCAGCAGUUCUAAUAACCAGUGUUACAUUCUGCUUUUUCAUAUACACUGGGGUAGCAGUAUUCGGCUUUCUAAUGUUUGGAGACUCCAUCCAUUCUCAGUUCACUCUAAACAUGCCCACACAUUUUGUUGCUUCUAAAAUUGCAGUCUGGACAACUAUUGUGAACCCAAUGACAAAGUACGCCUUGACAAUGACACCAGUGGCUUUGAGUGUAGAGGAACUCUUUCCCGAAGCUUGGACGGGAUCUCACUGUGUUUCGAUUUUCGUUAGAACACUUCUAGUUUCAUCAACUUUAGGCGUGGCAAUGAGUUUUCCAUUCUUUGGCUCUGUGAUGGCAUUGAUUGGAUCCUUAGUAGCAAUGCUAGUGGCAGUUGUUUUUCCAUGUGUGUGUUAUCUCAUCCUUCUCAGAGGUAGAUUAACUAAACUGCAGAUUGCAACUUGCAUUCUGAUCAUAAUUGUGGGGGUGGUGUGUUCUAUUAUUGGAACAUACUCAGCAAUUUCAAGAAUAGCUGACCAAAUGUAA
Messenger RNA from Prunus persica (peach), 1606 nucleotides. Its product is annotated as vacuolar amino acid transporter 1. Gene Ontology annotation, cellular component: plasma membrane. The record is from RefSeq and is a predicted model, not a curated record. The transcript is spliced from 10 exons. Lineage: Eukaryota; Viridiplantae; Streptophyta; Magnoliopsida; Rosales; Rosaceae. Bases 5 to 1606 code for a protein of 533 amino acids.